GUAACGGCUCGAGUUUUUGGAUUUGUUGACGUGAAAUUUGGCUCGGUCAGUGGCUAAGAAGGCAAAUCCAUCGGAAUGUACGAAGCCAGAUGCGUCUUGCGAUUUUUACAUAUUCGGGUUUUUAUCCAAACGCCUCUCAACCAACUUGAACUUCCCACAUUUGCCAUUUAUUCCGACCACUCAUGUACUUAUUUACUUGCACAGCGUGAUUUCAAGUAAGUUCUAGUUCAAUCACCCGUGACUUAUUUUUGCCCAGCCUCAUUGUCCCCGUCUCUUGUCUCAGUAAUAUCCGUAUCGUAAGUUUCGUUUUCGACAAGAAGUGCAGGCAGCAUGAAAAGAUACAAUCCGCAAAAUAAACGCAAGGCGGAACAAGGUCAUGUGGCGCCACGACAAAGUGUGAGCGAGGACGAUGACGAAGUUGGUAGUCGCAGCGUCGGUUCGUCCCGGAGUACGACGGCUACUAGCGAUGGAGAUACCUCCCCCGACGAGGAUUACAACUCGUCCUUUACGUCGGCCACAUCGGUUUCAGCGUCAUCGGUCGAAAGCAAUUGUAGCAGUGCCGACGAAGGGGUAGUAGAAAUUCAUCAUGCUUUGCAAGAUUCAGAUUGCAUCGACGUGGAGCGGUUGCUUGUUCGUGGGAGCAGUCAUGAGCAGGCCUCUCGCAUUGCUGGACGCAGAGUAGUAGAAGAGAAAAACCCUCCUGUGGAAGAUCAGGUCGUUGGGCAGGAAACCAAGCUAUGCGCGUCAGCACUGUCGGCACCAAAGCGGCGCGAGCGUCGGUCUCGCUACGGGGAACGAAAACAAGUUUCGAUCCCGGCAGCGCGGACUUUUUUACCGACUCGAAGAGGUUCGACUGCGAGCAAGACUUCGUCAGUGGAUGUGGAAGAGUUGUUGCGUCGUGAGGGUGACCAAAAGAACCCAGCUAAAAGUAGUGAAAAUGACGAAUUCCGAUCUUCAAAGCCCACACUGACGCAAGCGCAUCUGCAUCACUCGUCUCGUCGGCGUCAACCGACGGUCCUAGCUGCGGAAUCACACACCUCCGAAGAUGGUGUUGCCUCGAGAACAGCAUCAGCGCACCGACCUGAAAAAGUCGAUAGAGAUAGUUUUGUUGACGAAGCAAAACUGCAAUCCGAUAAUUCGUCCGGAAAACAGCUUUUGGUCUCGACCUUCCCAAGAACGGUCGAAAGCAAAACGUCGGGCCGCGAAAAGAUUCUGGCACGCUUUCAAGAAAAGAAGAAGCUCGAUGAAUUAGCCGGGCAUACACUGGCUAGUAAGACCGAAAAUCUCGCAGAAGCGGGUCUUUUCCUCGGUGUGUAUUGGUCUCCGUUUGAUCCCCGGUCAAUUCUGGGCUGGUCGAUCGACACUGGGCCGUACAUCGUAUCCUGUGCAAAAGCAUCGUACUCGUAGUAAUUGCAAUCAUGCAUUACAAAGCUUCUUCUUAGGAUAAAUCCGCAAUACAAAUUUUAUUUCUCACGCUGAGGAAAUUUGUAGUGCAUUUAUACGAGUGCGAUACUUUUGCAGUGCAUACAUCGGGUUGUGCAACGAAAAUUCAACCUCCACCGCGGCGAGAAAAGACAGGCAGGCGCCAGCCAAAAACAGUGACACGACUACAACAUCCGGAAUAAAGACCAACCGCAAGCCAACUAGCGCAGAAAUGAAGCGAACCAAUCCUGAUAGCUCGCGCGUAGUACACCAACG
Messenger RNA from Amoebophrya sp. A120, 1698 nucleotides. NCBI's taxonomy places the organism in Eukaryota, Dinophyceae, Syndiniales, Amoebophryaceae. The record is from the annotation of a GenBank genome assembly.